UGUAACCUCUGGGUCACCCCCCUGGGUGGCGGGGCCCAAGCGCUCUGGCUGUCAUCCACUUCCUUCGCAGCAGAAUCUGCUGCCUCUGGAAUUUGGCAAUCCUGGUCCCUUCUCCCUGCCUUUUCUCCUGUUGGCUGUGCCAUCUCACCCGCUCGGGGUGCCCCAGGCCUUCUGGGUACGCCCCAGGACCCGUGGAACUGGCCACGCCCAUUCUCCCCACGUGAGUGUGACAGCACCUGGUGCUUCCCCUCCCGACUGCAGAUCCCUAAGGACGUGGCUGACACCCGACUGCAGGUCCCUAAGGACGUGGCUGACAUCUUCAACGCCCCCAGUGACGACGAGGAGUUCCUGGGCUUCCCAGACGAGCUUCCCAUGGAAAGCCUCUCAGCAGAGGGGAGCUGCGACAGCUUGGACUCGCUGGAGCCCCGGACACAGGAUGUGCGGUUCCGCUCCCAGUACUUCACGGAAGAGCUGAGAAGGAUUUUUGUUGAGGACACCGACUCGGAGGAUUUUGAGGGCUUCACGCAGAGUGACAUGAGCGGGAGCAGCAGCAUAGAGCUGGGGGCCUCGGAUGUGAGUGAGGACAGCACAGCGUCUGUGUUGAGUGAGGAGGAGGAGGUCUCCCGGCAUAGGCGCAGGUCUGGGAGAAAUAGCGUUGGCCUCCGAGUGGCCUUCCAGUUCCCCACCAAGAAGCUGGGCAGGCAGCCCGACGGCAACCCCUCGUGCCCCAGCCCCCGCCUGCAGGACAAGCAGCUGGCGGCUCACAGGCAGGGCAGGGAUGGGAAGGAAGACAUGGCCUCAGAGUCCGAGGACGAUGGUGACGACGACGAUGGCGGGGGAGACGAGAGCCAGGAGGCUUCAGAUGCACUGCGCAAGAGGAACCUGAACAUCAAGGAGAACAAGGCCGUGCUGGCUCGCUUAUUGGCAGAACUGGACUCGAUGCCAGAUUUCUUCCCGGUUCGGAGCCCAGCUUCGGCCUCUAAAAAGAAGCCGCCGGCGAGGCGUGCGUUGUCUGCUGGACAGCUUCCCAGGCGCACGAACCCCACCCGCAGCGCGCGGCCCCCGGAGCGCUUUGCCCUGGAGAACUUCACAGCCUCCGCCGCCAAGUUUGCAGAAGAGUUUCACAAUUUCAGGAGGAGGAAGACCGGCAGGUGCCGGGGGUACAGGCAGCGGCACCGUGCAUCCUCUUUCCGGGCCGUGGAGGACAUAACCGAAGAGGACUUGGAGAACGUGGCCAUCACCGUUCGUGACAAAAUCUAUGACAAAGUGUUGGGCAACACUUGCCAUCAGUGCCGGCAGAAGACCAUCGACACGAAGACGGUGUGUCGCAACCAGGGCUGCGGCGGCGUGCGGGGCCAGUUCUGCGGGCCCUGCCUGAGGAACCGCUACGGCGAGGACGUGCGAUCGGCGCUGCUUGACCCGGACUGGAUGUGCCCUCCCUGCCGCGGGAUCUGUAACUGUAGUUACUGUCGGAGGCGUGACGGCCGCUGUGCCACGGGCAUCCUCAUUCACUUGGCCAAGUUCUACGGCUACAACAACGUGAAGGAGUAUCUCGAGAGCUUACAGAAGCAGCUGGUAGAGGACAGUUAAGAGAACUGAGCUCCAGCCACACGUCGGCAAGCACUCCAGGAGCCACGCGUACUGUUUGUGCCUCUGACUUUGGGCAGUGGUGUUUUUAUACAGAAAUUCUUUGUCCAGUUCACUGUUCCUAAAGACUUUUUGUUUUUGAAAGAGGUUUAUUGCUAGGCAUACACCAAGAGUUCUCAGGAAGCUAGCAAGGCAGAGGAGUCUACACAUACAUAGAUUACGCACACGCAUGCGCAGAUGGGCCUGUGAAAUGAGAAAGCAGUGUGAACCAAGUGGAGGUCAUGUUCAGGUAAGUUCCUGACAGGACUGGGUAGCCACAGUGCUUGCCUUGCCAACUGCUUUGGUAAUGGACGUGGCUUUGGUCUUCCCAAGCAGGUGACCUUCCAGGUCAGGUGUCCCCUGCUGUUCAGAUACCCUGCAGGCUUUUGUUUUGCUCUCUUACGUUCCUGAGCCCCUAAGUGCAAUCAGCCACAGAACAUUUUGACUGUGCCACUGUGGGCCGUCAUAUCCUGCUGCUUCAGUGUUUGGAAAGAGCUUAAGGGAUCAUUUCUAAUUGUAAGAGUUUCUCUUUAGUAUAUUAAGAACAAAAGUGCCCCCUUCCGCCUACCUGGUUUAUGUGUCCUGGAGGAGACACUGGAGCCGUUUGCAGACUCCCUGGGGAAGCCCCCGUCCCCACACACAGAUGGGGGGGGGUGGCGGGCCUGGUGUUCCCUGCCCUUGCUUCUGUGUCUCUCCCCGACAUUUUAAGAAGCGAACACACAUGUCCAUCCUCAGGAAGAGCCUUGUAGAGCUACCCACGUAGCACCCACGCACACGCCUUGGUUAACACUACGGGAGAGCCUCCCUAAGGGUCGUGCGCCCCAGUCCCAGCCGUCCUAGGCCUCCAGCAGCAGAGCCACACCAGCCAGCACCCACCGCGCUGUCUCCCCAGGGCUCUUCAGCCUGAAGGUGCACACGUAGGUGGGUCCCCUCACUUUGGUUCUGUACACUGGGCACUCGUAGGUGUGUUUGGUUUCUUGCCUGUCCAUGGGCACAGCCUUGGCGAAGAUGACCGGCAUGGCAGACGUCAGCUCCUUGAGGCGGGCUCCCACGAUGGUCCCUGUCUGCGUGUCCCAUCUGGCUCCUAGGGCGCAAACACAAUGGCUGUAACCAUGGGAUGUGGAGGCAUUGAUGAUGUCAUCAUUGGUUGCAAUAAAUGUUGCUGUUUUGUUA
Molecule: messenger RNA, 2799 nt
Organism: Ochotona curzoniae (black-lipped pika)
Lineage: Eukaryota; Metazoa; Chordata; Mammalia; Lagomorpha; Ochotonidae
Gene: CDCA7L
Product: cell division cycle associated 7 like
Exons: 9
Coding region: 373-1590 (405 amino acids)
Biological process (GO): regulation of DNA-templated transcription
Cellular component (GO): nucleus
Source: RefSeq, a predicted model, not a curated record